AGAACACUAAUUCUAAAUUUUGACAAUGAAUUUAUUGUGAGAUAAGUACUAUUUGUUGAAUAUUGUUCUCAUGGUAUCUAUAUAACAAAUAAUAUCUUUGACAAUCUUUUUGUAGGUUUCAUAAUGAUAAUCUUUUCCUAUCAAUGUAGCAAUGUUGAAAAUUGAUAGGUCAUUCCUUCAAUAUUUUUCUGAAAUGAACAGCUUAUGAAUGUGGGGUUUGUAUCAAUGGCAAGAGCAGACGAGAAAGGAAGAGAAGUUUUAGCUGAGAAGGCAAGAGAACUGAUCAUGUAUCUUGAGAAAGAACUUGUCGGAAAAGAUUACUUCGGUGGCAAGACUGUCGGAUUCUUGGACUUUGUGGCAGGAAGUUUGAUUCCGUUUUGUUUGGAGAGAGGUUGGGAAGGGAUAGGAUUGGAAGUGAUUACCGAGGAGAAGUUUCCAGAAUUCAAGAAAUGGGUUAGGAAUUUGGAGAAGGUUGAGAUUGUAAAAGAUUGUGUUCCACCAAGAGAGAAACAUGUAGAACACAUGAACUAUAUGACAGAGAGAGUGAGAUCUUCUUAAUUAAUUAAGACAACAAAUCAUGCAAUGUUUGUAUGGUUUUGUUGUUGUUUAUUUUUAAUGAAUAAAGAUUUCUUAU
This is a messenger RNA of Arabidopsis arenosa, 634 nucleotides long. Lineage: Eukaryota; Viridiplantae; Streptophyta; Magnoliopsida; Brassicales; Brassicaceae. The record is from the annotation of a GenBank genome assembly.